AUGGAUGAAUCGUCAACACAGAGUCACAGUGGAGAGGUUGUUGAACAGCAUGUGAACAUGGUGCUUACAAGCAAGCCGAUGUCCGAUGCUAAGAUGGAAGAGCUAAGACAAGCAACUAUGUCUGACAGUGAACUACGGAUGGCUAUACAGCUCACCAAGUAUGGAUGGCCUGAUUACCUUAGCGACAUGCCGGAACUCACCACACAGUAUUUCAAAGUUCGCACUGACCUGUCAACUGCCAACAAUCUUCUUAUGUACAGAAAUCGCAUUGUCAUUCCCAGAAGUAUGAGAGACUCAGUAAUGGAGUCCAUUCACAUUGGUCACCAAGGGGUUACCAAGUGCACUGAAAGAGCCAGAACUUGUGUGUGGUGGCCAGGUGUGGUAAAUGACAUUAAGGACAGAAUUGCGAGGUGUACAUUUUGCAUUUGCAACAGGCCGACUCAACAAAGAGAGCCACUCAUUACCACUCCAUUACCACAACUGCCAUGGAUGAAGAUUGCUGCUGACCUGUGCCACAUAAAUGGUCAGAACUUUCUAGUGGUAACAGACUACUUUUCACGCUUCAUCGAGAUUGCUCACUUGACAAACAUAUCAAGUCAGCAAGUCAUUGGAAAAAUGAAAGCCAUGUUCGCACGAUGGGGAAUUCCAGGAGAGGUACUGUCCGAUAAUGGCACGCAGUUCUUGUCUGAAGAAUUCAAGAAGUUUGCCCAACAGUACAACUUUCACCAUACAACAUCCAGUCCUCACUACCCGCAGGCUAAUGGUGCUGCGGAAAGCGCAGUAAAAAUUGCUAAGAGACUGUUAAUGCAAGACGAUCCAUAUCUUGCACUGUUGUCUUACAGAUCAACCCCGAUUGAAGCCACAGGUUCCAGCCCUGCAGAGAUGAUGAUUGGUAGAAAACUACGCACUACUUUGCCAAUCACAAGAGACAAUCUAGUUCCCCAGUGGUCAGAUUUGGACAGAGUUCAGUCCAAAGACGACAAGAUGAAGAAACGAUAUGAGCAACAGUACAACCGAAGACAUUCUACACGACCCUUACCUGGACUCACUCCAGGUACCACGGUUCGUGUGAAGCUAGACAGUGAAAAACAGUGGUCUACACAUAGGGUGUCGUCAAGUCUGGCGACCAGUCUCGCAGAAGUUACGAUGUGGAGACACCACAAGGCAUCUACCGCCGAAAUCGACGCCACAUCCAGAUCGACAAAUCAGGGGCCGAGAAACCGGUUCCAUCAGAUGACCCAACUCCCAGUCUUGUGUCACAGAACUGUGUUCCAGUUAAAAAUGACCAGACCAUGA
Messenger RNA from Haliotis rubra (blacklip abalone), 1296 nucleotides. RefSeq lists its product as uncharacterized. The transcript has a single exon. The record is from RefSeq and is a predicted model, not a curated record. Gene Ontology annotation, molecular function: nucleic acid binding. Lineage: Eukaryota; Metazoa; Mollusca; Gastropoda; Lepetellida; Haliotidae. Gene Ontology annotation, biological process: DNA integration. Bases 1 to 1296 code for a protein of 431 amino acids.